This is a messenger RNA of Papilio machaon (common yellow swallowtail), 2902 nucleotides long. It is a transcript of the gene Moca-cyp, whose product is annotated as peptidyl-prolyl cis-trans isomerase G. Gene Ontology annotation, cellular component: intracellular membrane-bounded organelle. The transcript has 20 exons. The coding region runs from base 133 to 2820 and encodes 895 amino acids. Gene Ontology annotation, biological process: protein peptidyl-prolyl isomerization. Lineage: Eukaryota; Metazoa; Arthropoda; Insecta; Lepidoptera; Papilionidae. The record is from RefSeq and is a predicted model, not a curated record. Gene Ontology annotation, molecular function: peptidyl-prolyl cis-trans isomerase activity.
CCAAGAACUCCAAAACCAAAAACUGCAUGAAGUGGUAUUUAAUAUACGCGUCAAAAAGUUUUUUGGGUUAAUUAAUAUAAAAGUUAUUAACAGUUAAUUAUAGCCAACAUUUAAGCUACAAAUUAAUUAAAAAUGACCGUCGACGGCGAAGAAAAAGCUGAGCGUGAGCGUGUUUUUAUGGACAUUUCAAUAGGCGGCUUGCCCUCAGGAAGAAUCGUGUUUGAAUUGUUUACUGAUGUUGCUCCAAAGACUGCGGAAAAUUUCCGAGCUUUAUGCGCUGGAGAUAUGGGAGUUGGUAAAGUUACUGGGAAACCGUUAACAUAUAAGGGUAUGGUGUUUCAUAGAGUGGUCAAAGAUUUCAUGAUACAAGGUGGGGAUUUCACUAAUGCUAAUGGGACUGGUGGAGAGUCAAUAUAUGGAGGAACCUUUGAAGAUGAGACAUUUGAACUUAAACAUGAUCGGCCCUACCUGCUGUCUAUGGCAAAUAGAGGAAAGGACACAAAUGGAUCUCAAUUCUUUAUAACAACACAGCCGGCGCCGCAUCUCGACAAUGUGCACGUAGUGUUCGGGCAGGUGGCUGCUGGCGCGGCGCUGGUGCGGCAGCUGGAGGCGCUGCCGGUGGACCGCAACGCGCGCCCUCUGCAGGAUGUGCUCGUCACUGCCUGCGGACAGCUCGUCAGGCUUAAGUCAGGUAAAAAGCGUAAGCAGGACAAGGAGAAGGUGAAAGAGGAGAGUGAUGGCGAUUCUGAUCAUUCUCAGAAGAAGGACAAGAAGAAGAAAAAAGAGAAGAAAAAGAAAAGACAUCAUUCGGAGUCCUCAGCGGAUGGUCAGGAGACAGAGCAACCUGCUCAUCCGUUGGUGAUGACAUCAAAGAUAGAUCCUCGAGAGAUCCCGGAGGUGCCCGAGCACAAGUUCCUGCUCCGGGGAGGGAAGGAUCAUGAUAAAAAAGAUAGAGACAGGAUGCGUUAUCGUGAACGCGAUCGUAACGCCUACACAAGGAGCGGGAGGAUUAUAAAAGGACGAGGUGUUUUUAGAUACCGCACUCCGUCCCGGUCUCGGUCUCGGUCCCGCUCGGUGACGCCGCCGCACUGGCGACAGGCUCAGCGCAGGAUCAUCAAGCUCUCAGACUACGAGGUAACCACACACAGACACAACACUCACUCUCCCCCAUCCUCUCCCUCCCCUCCCCCGGUCUCGGUCUCGGUCCCGCUCGGUGACGCCGCCGCACUGGCGACAGGCUCAGCGCAGGAUCAUCAAGCUCUCAGACUACGAGGUAACCACACACAGACACAACACUCACUCUCCCCCAUCCUCUCCCUCCCCUCCCCCGGUCUCGGUCUCGACACAACACUCACUCUCCCCCAUCCUCUCCCUCCCCUCCCCCGGUCUCGGUCUCGGUCCCGCUCGAUGACGCCGCCGCACUGGCGACAGGCUCAGCGCAGGAUCAUCAAGCUCUCAGACUACGAGCGCAUGGAUCAAGAGAGGGCGGAGAGAGAGGCGCUCGAGCCCAAGAAGCCUGCAGAGAAACCUCUUAAUGAAGGCGAGCCUGGCACUCCGGAGCAGGAGAAAGAAGAGGGAGAGUGUGACUCUACGCAUGAUCAAUCCCGACAUGAAAAGGUCGAUUACAAUGCUCUCGACUUUGAAGAGGAUAUUGAACAUGAAGGAGGUCGUGUGGUGAGGACGGCAGUGGUGGGGCGCGGGGCAACACGAGCGACUUCGCCCCAUCAGCGAGCGGAGGCUCUGGCCCGAGCACUCGGUGUGCAUCCUCGCCAUGAUCAGCUCAGGGAGGAGCGCGACACGAGGGAGUAUCGUGAACGGCCAAGACGUCGCGACGGGCUGGCCUCCUGCGUCCAGUCCGUGCCCCCCGCACCCCCAGCCCCCCGCGACACCCCACGUGACACCCCCCGGGAAACCCCCCGCCAUGCGGAUGAAGGCGAUGAGGACGCCGGCUACGAUCCCUUUAGACUACUGAGGAGUACCUUCGCCAGUCAUAACAAAGACAGGUUCAAAGACCAGAGAAAAGAUGAACGUCAAGAUCGAGGUGAUACACGACGUGAGAAAGAAAAGGAGAGAUACAAAGAGAAGGAUAGAGACGACAAGCACGAUAGAUACAGGAGCGAAAGAGAGCAUCGCAAGGACGACAGGGAAUAUAGAAAGGAUGAUAAAGACGGAAAGAAACAUGACAAGGAUAUUAGAAAAGAUGACAAAGAUGUACGCAAAGAUGAUAAAGUGAAAAAAGAUGAAAGAGAAUCAAGAAGAGAUGAAAAAGAUUAUAGGAAAGAUGAUAGAGAGAGUCGUGAUCACAGGAGAGAGGACUCUGGGAAAAAGGAUAAGGAAUCUAGAGACGACAGGGAUUCCAGAAAGGAAGAUAAAGGUAGAAAAGAAAUUAAACGAGAGGAGUCACGAGAGAGGGAGAAGAAUAGAGAUAAAGGUGACCGGGCUAGAGAAGAGAGUGAUAGAAAGAGCUCUACUAAAGAAAGGACAAAGUCGCCCAAAGGUGAUCGCAAAGAGGGGGUGGAGCUUGACAAGAACAAACCCACCACGGAGGAGGACAAGAAGAAGGAGGAGGAGCGCGAUGAGGCGCGCAAGGAGCUGAUGGAGAUCGUGCGCCUCAUCAAGUCACGUCAGCGCGACCGCGAGGCGAAGGCCGCAGAGUUGAAGAAGAAACGCGCGUCUUCCAGCGACUCCUCAGGGUCGGAGGACUCGCGUCGCGCACGUCGUCGACGCUCCUCAGACCGCAGGCGUACGCGCAGUCCCAGAUCUCGCCACAGCCCGAAGUCGUCACGUCGUCGUCGCUCCCCCUCCUCCUCCUCUGACUAACCCCCCACCACCAUCUCUAAUGCCUGACAAACUAUGACCUAAUUAAGUUAUAGUUUUACACUAUAAAGUUACAAGGUCACCA